This is a messenger RNA of Chenopodium quinoa (quinoa), 3904 nucleotides long. RefSeq names its product probable inactive dual specificity protein phosphatase-like At4g18593. Gene Ontology annotation, molecular function: protein tyrosine/serine/threonine phosphatase activity. The record is from RefSeq and is a predicted model, not a curated record. Bases 3371 to 3760 code for a protein of 129 amino acids. Gene Ontology annotation, biological process: protein dephosphorylation. The transcript is spliced from 2 exons. Lineage: Eukaryota; Viridiplantae; Streptophyta; Magnoliopsida; Caryophyllales; Amaranthaceae.
UGAUUGUCAUCGGUGGUUAGGGGAAAGGGGCGAAAUUCGAGGGAGGGGAAGGGGAUUUUUGGGGUGGGGGAAGGGAAGGGGUGGGUUUCGAGGGAGGGGGAAGACUAGGCGCCGUUUUCUGGCAACGGGGGAGGGGUUUUCGGGGAUGAGGCCGAUUAUCCGCCUGGGUGGGGGUGGGGGUGUGGUGUUUCCGAGAUAGGGGUGGGGGCUGGGUGUGGUGGCAGCUGCUGGGCAUGGGUGGUUUUUGGGGUUUUUUUUUUUAUUAUUUUAAAUUUUAAGCCAAUAAUAGGCUAACACGUGUAUUGCAACCUGUAAUAUUAGGUUGGAUGACCGGCUGGGUGUAAUAGAAAUUAAUAGGGUAUAAAGUUGGGAGUGAUGGUAAAUAAUUGAAAGUAGGGAUUAUUAUUGGCGGACGAGGCAAAAUUGGGAUUAAUGGUGACAAUUUUUCCUAUGAUCAAACUUAUCUUGACAUAACUAAGUGUUACCUACGUUUUUUUUUAACCGAACAAAGAUGCUAAUUAAAAAACAGUAAAAAUCAAAUCUAGUGUGUUUGCAAUUCCCACUUUAAAUUGGCUUAACUUACCCCGAGUUAAAUAAGAGUUACCUUUGAUUAUUUCCCUUGUUUUUUUUUUUGGUUCAUUUCAAUUACACCUAAUUGCCCUAAGGAAGGAACCCUCUCCGGCACUUGGACAGUUUGAGCACCAUCGAAUAACUUCACCAUCUUGUCGCACACACACUGACAGGAGUAACGUCAUCUUCCAAGAUACUCUCUUUUGCUUUCAUCAAUUUUUUUUUUUGUGCCAAUCUUUUACAAAUCAUGUGUUUAUACUUAUAUAUGAAUUCCUAUUUUCCGACAUAUGCCUUUUGUUAUUUGAUCAUGAAUUCAUUAGAUUUUUGUUCGGAAUUCGUAAUAUUUUCGACCUUUUUAAUACUCAAGUUAUAAUUUUGUUCAAAAUCCUACUUGGGUUUUCCUUAACAUGUAAUUUGAUUGUCAUAUUUGUAUUUUCUGGGUAUUAUAUAAUGUUUUUGGGUAUUUUGUGGCAUAGUGCUAAUUAUUGCAGAGUGUAGCAAGAAUUACAUACAGAAUUUGGACUUUAUUUUGGGUAUUUGAUUUGAGUUGGUGUUUAUCCUAGUCUUGUCUUCAAUUGAUUAAGCUUUGUGCUCUUGACCGGUAAUCGAAAUCUUAGUAUUUCUUAUAUUUGUAUUUCACUAGUUAAACACUUAAACAGCCUCUUUGCCUUCAAAAUUGGAGGUAAGCUAAAGAAAUAUAGCAAAUUGGGUACUUUAGUACUGUAUGGAUGGUCCAUUUGUGGAUAUAGUAUAUGAUAGUUGAAUGAUCUUUCAAUUCCACGAAGUAUCCUUUCUAUUGAAUUUCAAUUUGAUGGUCAAGCGGAAGCAUUAUGGCAAAUUGGUGUUAGAGAUAUCGGAAAAUAUAUGUAUGAUAUAUUUUCCGAUAUCUCUAACAAUUGGGGACCUAAUUACUUAUGGUCAAGCCGAAGUAGGCUUUCUAUUGAAUUUUUGUUUAAAUGUCAAGCUGAAACAUUAAGGGAAUUGGGGACCUGAGUGCUGCUGCCCAUGUGGAGAGAGUAUAUGAUAGCGCCUUGUCAAACUGAUAUGUUCCUUUGAAUACUACGGAGUAGAAUUUUGGGGAGAUAUUAAUCAGCGGAGUUCUAAGUCUGCCCAAAUUUUCUUACCUUCCGUGGUGACUCAUAAGAAUCAACUUGUUUGUGUACGACUAGAUUAUUCUUUUUCACUUUUCUAUGUGAGGGUAUUUUAGGAGCAUAAGUACUUUGUUGAUUUUGUAUUAUUCUUCAUUUCUACUGUGAGGAUUGAUGAUUACACUAAAUAAUCAAAUUUGGUUCAUGUAGCCGACCCCACUUAUGGGAUUAAGGUUUGGAUUGAUUGAUUGAUUGAUACUGUGAGGAUUGUUUUUUCUGUAUUCAAUAAUAUGGAGUAUAUCCUCUUUUCACUUUCUCUUGCAACGGGUCAGCAAGGGAAGGUGUGACCGAUAUGAGAAGAUUUACACAUCAUAUUCUUGAGGCCCUUCCCUACGAAUAUCUUCAGGAACAAAGUAAACCCAUGUGUUGGACCUUGGUGGUUUUGUAAUUGAUUGCUUUUCUGCUAGAUGCCAAUAUGCCAUAGUACUGUAUUCCUUAUCUCUUCCAUUCACUCUUUCUUUCCUUUUAUAGAGAUUCUGGUGGUUGGUGUUUUACUGUUUUUGUUCCAGUAUGGUGACAAAGAUCAGUAAGUUUCAGUGGAAUAUUGUGGUCAAUUAUAAAGAAUAUUAAGAGUGUAAGCUUGUCUCUUAGUGUUUGUGACGUACUUCGUUUGAUAUCCUUAUUUUCUAGUCAAAGAACGGCAUAAUAGAGAUAUAGAAUCACUGUUUUAAGAUGGAUGAAUUGAGCAUUGAGUACAAGCUACAAAUGGAGAAAAAGCUUGUGCUUGAAUGAGAUCAGUGUUAUUGCUCUGAAACUAAUUUGGACAUACUAAUACAUAUUAAUAUGUUUUAAUAUGUGUAAAAUGAGAGUUUGUUGCAGAAGCUUUGCUUGGCUGGAAUGAGAUCAGUGUUGUUGCUCUGAAACUAAUUCAGAGGCAGUAUUAAGCAUAUUUUUCCAUUUGAUAUGGUUUUAAUAUUUUGGGGGAAAUAAUCUUGGAAGGAUUUUAACUAUAGCAUCUUCAUAUCUGAAAUUUAUUGUGUCAAAAAAAAAAAAAAAAAGAUUCUGAAAUUUACAUUAGGCCAAAUAAUAUAUUUCCCUCAGUAUAUAGUAUAUACUACGUAUUAAGCUUUUGGAUUUAUCUUGUAUCGUUCUUAGUAUUUGAUUGUAUAUAAUGGAUAUUGUUGAAGAGAUCAAAAUGGCCUAUUGACUAAGAAGAUUCUGCAGUCUUUAGUUUGCAUAUUAUGUUUCAGAACUUUGCGUGAGAACUUUUUUAGUCUUUGUGCUUUUCUAGAUUUCUUACCCCUGAUAAUUAUCUUCUGCAUAUAUUUUGAUUGAUUGCAAUAUUCCUUGCUACUUCCUUCCUACCCCUCUUCCCAUCUGUAUAAUUCAGUUCUCUCUUUGGGACUAAUCAUCUUUAAGACCACUAAAGCAAGAUGAUAUGAAUGCUAUGACGAGAAACAAGUGAAGCUGCUGAAAAUUUUCUUACUUAUCUUAAACACUAUUUAAGCGAAUAACAGAUGCACAUAUUCCUGUAUUGAUUGAGUGUUUAUUGCUUGUUAGCUGAUGGUGCAUCUUACAUGUUCCUGAAAAUGGCUUGAAUUUUGCUAAUGUUGGGGAACAGCUGUUGUUUUGACUUCGUAUAUCUUUCUCAAUAUAUCUGUCUUCUUUCCUAACUUAUUAGGUUGUUAAAAAGCAUCACCUGCUUUCAUAUAAUGACAGAAGCCCUUAGCUCUGACAUUAGCUCUGAAGUACAUCCUGUUGAGGAAACUAAGCUGAUUUAUCGCUGUAAGAAAUGCCGUCAAAUUGUUGCUUCACAAGAGAGUAUAAAUUCACAUGAGCAAGGUAAAGGAGAGGAAAUCUUUGGAUGGAGAAAGAAGAAGAGUGAGUCCAAUUCGUUGCCUGAAUGUUCUGCCAUAUUUGUCGAGCCUUUGAAGUGGAUGCAACCAGUUCAAGAAGGAUAUGUUUGGGAGAAGCUCUAUUGCAUGGGCUGCAAGUCUCGACUAGGUUCUUUCAACUGGGCUGGCAUGCAAUGUAGCUGUGGUGCUUGGGUUAAUCCUGCUUUUCAGAUUCUGAAAAGUCGAAUCGAUGAAUGCCAAAUAUGAGUUGUGUUCAUAACUACAUAGUUGAUACUUUGAUUUAGUUGAACAUAAUUGCUUUGAAGCAUGUUUGAUGUGCCUAUUGGAUAUGCUUCGUAUAUAAGUGCAAGGCUUUCAGUGAUGCGCUCUGGUGAUAUGAUGUUAAUGCUA